AUCGAUUAUCUGUCUAAAAUUGUCUUUGGUUUCAUCACAUGACCCUUUAUUUUGUUCCCGUGAUCAAAUUGAGAAAAUUCAAAAAUAAUAAAGCGCAAUGGCUAAAAUUGAAAAAGUUGAAAUAGAGUUACAUGAAGAUUCAAUUGACAGUGAUGAUAGAGAGUUUUUGGAUUUAGUAGAAGAACCUGCAUAUGGAAGUGUAACCAGCGAAAGGCCACAAUUAGUAACUCACACGUAUUUAGAAGGUAAUGAAGACGAGGACAGUUCCUCUUAUAACUUUAGAGAUUUAUCUGGUUCUGUGGCUUACAAAAUAGUGCAAAUGGAUGAAGAAGAGCCAACAAACAAUAUGACUUCAGAAUCACCAACUCAUCUUAUUCCAAGUGGAGAAUUCUAUAUAAUAAAUAACCCAGUAGAGGUUUUUAGCUCAGAUUCUCAAAAGAAACCAAUUAAACGAGAACCAUUGCAAGCUAAAGCUGCUACUGCUAAAAAGCGUGAUGAUAAAAGAAGAGCCACCCAUAAUGAAGUUGAAAGACGGAGAAGGGACAAAAUUAACAGCUGGAUUACAAAGAUAGCAGACAUGAUACCUAACUGUGGCCAAGCAGACACUGCCAGUAAAGGAGGUAUCCUGGCAAAAGCAUGUGACCACAUUGCUGAUCUCACUAUGAAGACUAAGAAAUUAGAACAAGUUGAAAAAGAGAAUGCCAAGCUAGUACUAGAAGUGUUAAGGCUUAACAAGGAGCUGUCAGAAUUACGAAAAGAGAACUCUUCAAUGCGUAUACAGUUGGCUGACAACUGUAUAGUGGCAAAUUUACAACGGGCCAAAGGACAGAAGUCCUAGUGUAUAUAAUGAUAGUGACCUUGUGGAUUGUGAAGUGUUAUGUUUACAAUUGAAGUGAUUUUGGUUGAUUUCGUCCUAGGGCCCAAAAGUGAGUAGUGGCAAUUUGGUAGAUAAUGAAUAAUAAUACAAAUAGUAGAUAAAAUUAAAUAAGGUAAGAAAACAUUUAACACACACACACACACUUUUUUUUUAUUGAUUAACUGAAUUAAGUUGUACUUUAUGUUAACUCCAUAAUUGAAUAAAACUAAGCAGUUUUCACUAUUUUACCAAAUGUGUCUUUUUGUCAAAUAAUGGUUUGGUUGUCAGGAAAAAGAGACAAGAUGAAAUAUAUAUAUAUAUUUUUUUCAUGUACACAAAGUUUUUAUAUUACAAGUCAGUUCUGGUUUUUAUUUUUACUACAACUGAUUGCAAUUUGGUAAUCCUAGACAUGUACAUCAUGAUAGCAUCUCAGAACUGUUUUAUUUUUUUAUGAUGGGCUUUAGGGUGGAUAUCUGUAGCAAUUUAUAAAAAUAAUAUUUCCUAAUAUUAUUGCUUUUGUUUAGUGUUAUGGUGUGAGGUGCUGGAUUUAUUCGCUCCAUGCUAACACUUCAAACAAAUUUUACUAUAUUUAUAUGAUGUUGCUUUAUAAGUUACUAUCAUUAUAAUUCUUUUAAAUUAAUUUAAGAAACUUUUUAAUUUAAACUUCAUGCAAAUUUAUUUUACUUUAUUCAUAACAUUUAUAUCUCAAAAGUUUAAUGAUUGAGAUUUAUUUGUCAACUUUAAAUUAAAUUAAUAAUUGUAUCGAUUGGUAGUUAAAGCAAAUAUAAGUUGAAUGAACUACAGGGCACCUAAAUAACUAAUAAGCCGUAAUGGGCCAAAAUUGGCUGGAACUGUUUGACCAAUCUCUAUAAUUUAUUUGUACGAACACUUAACUAAUAUUUUGAAAUACAAGUUAUAAAGUUACUCACAAAAGGACACUUCAUUACUUGAUGCAAUUUAAGUUAUAGAGAUUAGACAAGUUAACACAGCCAUUCUGUUCAAUUUGAACAUUAUUUUAUAAGAUUAAUUAGAUUGUAGACUUUUUUUUACGUCAAAGUAAGUUUAGUUUUUUGUAAAAUCAUGUUGUCUUUUUUAUUGAAAUUCUAAAUUUUAGUUAUGUUUUAUGAAUGUGUUUUUGGAUUGGUGGAUUUGUGAAAAUAGUGUAACAAAAUAUCAGACGGUGUUGCUAGUUAACAAUUAAAGCCGGUAACCAUUUAAACCAAAAAAUGAAUUAUUUAACAGAAUGGUGGCCUUAAUAAUAUGCAAUGGUAAAUAUCUGUUUUAUAUUGUAGCUUAUAUGAAAUAAUUGAUUAAAUAUAGCUUCAAUUACUUGUUUGGUACAAAUAUGAAAACUGUAAAAGUGAUUUGGUAUGAUUGCAAUAUAAAAAUUUAUAUAAUUCCACUAGGGUUAGAGGAGCUUCUUACUUUUUAUUACUAUUUAUAGUUUCAAUUUAAAAUUAGAAUAUUUUUUUUAUUACUAGCUUUAACCAGACAAAGUUAUUUGAGAAACCAAGUAACAAUUGAAAGCUACGAGGAAAAAACUUUAUAUUUCAAAUGAAAUAAUUCCACAAGAAAUUGCUCCCUUAACCCCAACAAUAUAUUACAAUUAGGCUAUAAACGGUGAUCUUUAUCAUAAAAGUAUUAUUUCUCAAUCAAAAUUAUGAAUUUGCAGCGCCGUUGUUAUAUAGAAGUGCCUAUGUGUAUGAGACCAUUGUUAUUUUUGUAUAUAAUUGUUCCAUAUCACUACAAUCUAAUGGCACUGAUGAGAGAUUAUUAGUGCUCUUAGGUCUAAGCGUUCAUGAAUAAAUUAUAUGACGUUGUAGA
Molecule: messenger RNA, 2680 nt
Organism: Pieris napi
Lineage: Eukaryota; Metazoa; Arthropoda; Insecta; Lepidoptera; Pieridae
Gene: Usf
Product: upstream stimulatory factor 2
Exons: 7
Coding region: 98-838 (246 amino acids)
Biological process (GO): regulation of transcription by RNA polymerase II
Molecular function (GO): DNA-binding transcription factor activity, RNA polymerase II-specific; protein dimerization activity; RNA polymerase II cis-regulatory region sequence-specific DNA binding
Source: RefSeq, a predicted model, not a curated record